This is a messenger RNA of Equus quagga, 1260 nucleotides long. RefSeq names its product keratin, type II cytoskeletal 6A. The record is from RefSeq and is a predicted model, not a curated record. The transcript has 9 exons. The annotation marks the transcript as partial. Lineage: Eukaryota; Metazoa; Chordata; Mammalia; Perissodactyla; Equidae. Gene Ontology annotation, molecular function: structural constituent of skin epidermis. Gene Ontology annotation, cellular component: keratin filament. Gene Ontology annotation, biological process: intermediate filament organization; keratinization.
GGGGGCAGCUGUGCCAUCAGUGGCGGAUAUGGUGGCAGAGUUGGAGGUGGCUUUGGCUUUGGAGGUGGAGCCGGGAGUGGAUUUGGUUUCGGCGGUGGAGCUGGUGCUGGCUUUGGGCUCGGUGGUGGCGCUGGCUUUGUUGGUGGCUAUGGGGGCUCUGGCUUCCCUGUGUGCCCUCCUGGAGGCAUCCAAGAGGUCACCGUCAACCAGAGCCUCCUCACUCCUCUGAACCUGCAAAUCGACCCCACCAUCCAGCGGGUGAGAACUGAGGAGCGGGAGCAGAUCAAGACCCUCAACAACAAGUUCGCCUCCUUCAUCGACAAGGUGCGCUUCCUGGAACAGCAGAACAAGGUCCUGGACACCAAGUGGACCCUGCUCCAGGAGCAGGGCACCAGGACCGUGAGGCAGAACCUGGAGCCUCUGUUCGAGCAGUACAUCAACAACCUCAGGAGACAGCUGGACAGUAUCCUCGGGGAGAGAAGCCGCCUGGACUCGGAGCUCAGGGGCAUGCAGGACCUGAUGGAGGACUUCAAGAAUAAAUAUGAAGAAGAAAUCAACAAGCGCACGACAGCAGAGAAUGAAUUUGUCACUCUGAAGAAGGAUGUGGAUGCUGCCUACAUGAAUAAGGUUGAACUACAAGCCAAGGUAGACAGCCUCACAGAUGAGAUCAACUUCUUGAGAGCCUUCUAUGACGCAGAACUGGCUCAGAUGCAAACCCACAUCUCAGACACUUCUGUGGUCCUCUCCAUGGACAACAACCGUAGCCUGGAUCUGGACAGCAUCAUCGCCGAAGUCAAAGCCCAAUAUGAGGAGAUCGCUCAGAGGAGCCGGGCUGAGGCUGAGUCCUGGUACCAGAGCAAGUACGAGGAGCUUCAGGUCACAGCGGGCAGACAUGGCGACGACCUGCGCAACACCAAGCAGGAGAUUUCUGAGAUCAACCGCAUGAUCCAGAGGCUGAGAUCUGAGAUCGACCACGUCAAGAAGCAGUGCGCCAACCUGCAGACUGCCAUUGCUGAUGCUGAGCAGCGUGGAGAAAUGGCCCUCAAGGAUGCCAAGAAUAAGCUGGCUGGUCUGGAGGAUGCCCUGCAGAAGGCCAAGCAAGACAUGGCCCGGCUGCUGAAGGAGUACCAGGAGCUGAUGAAUGUCAAGCUGGCCCUGGACGUGGAGAUCGCCACCUACAGGAAGCUGCUGGAGGGCGAGGAGUGCAGGCUGAGUGGGGAAGGCGUUGGACAAGUCAACAUCUCCGUGGUGCAGUCCACC